Messenger RNA from Thermochaetoides thermophila DSM 1495, 720 nucleotides. RefSeq lists its product as uncharacterized. The record is from RefSeq and is a predicted model, not a curated record. The transcript has a single exon. Lineage: Eukaryota; Fungi; Ascomycota; Sordariomycetes; Sordariales; Chaetomiaceae. The coding region runs from base 1 to 720 and encodes 239 amino acids.
AUGAACGCAGCUGCUCUGCUCAAGGCCCAAGGGUGGCGGGGCAAGGGCUACACCCUUCACCCGACCGAUAACUCCAUCGGGCUUGCGAAGCCCCUCUUGAUAUCUCGAAACACGGACGGUCGCGGUAUAGGCAACAAAGCACACUACACGAGCGAUCAGUGGUGGCUCAAUGCCUUCGAUCAGAAGCUCAAGGGGCUUGAAACCUCCAAGAACGGUGUUGUCCAGACCGUCAAGCAGGGCAAGUUGGACGCCAUUGCGCCGAACAAUCAGCGAUCCGGGAAAUACACAGGUGCGAACGGCCUAUAUGCUUCGUUCGUCCGCGGUGGGAUGUUGGAGGGCACUAUCCAAAUAGAUUCCUCGACGAAGACAGAUUCGACAGACGCAACACCCGCAACUUCAGACGAUAGCGAAGGGUCCCUGUCGAGGAAAGAGAAAAAGGAAGAGACGAAAGCAGAGAAGGAGGCGAGGAAGGCUGCAAAGAAGCUUCGUAAGGCUCAGAGGGAGGCUGCGAAAAAAGCAGCGGAAAAAGCAGCCCUAAAAGCGACGAGGAAGGAAGCAAAAAAAGAGGCAGGGAAGCAAGCCAAGAAGGGCACUAAGAAGGCGCGGAAAUCGAUGGAAACGAAGGAGGAGAGACGUGCGAGAAAGGCAGAAAGGAGAGCAAAGAAGGAGGCCAAGAGAAGGAGACAGUUGGAGGCGGCUCAGAGAACCGAAGCAGGCUGA